Morus notabilis is the source of this 939-nucleotide messenger RNA. Its product is annotated as succinate dehydrogenase subunit 6, mitochondrial. The transcript has 3 exons. NCBI's taxonomy places the organism in Eukaryota, Viridiplantae, Streptophyta, Magnoliopsida, Rosales, Moraceae. The record is from RefSeq and is a predicted model, not a curated record. The coding region runs from base 92 to 544 and encodes 150 amino acids.
UCAAGCAGCGCGACGCCGAGCCAAGAAGAAAAGAGUAGUUGAAGGAGCUUUUCUAAUCCCAAUCUGCUUUCGGAGUAGAAGAAGAACAAAAAUGGCGGAUGGUUCGUCAUCGCAAUCGUCCUUCAAGAGUACUCGGGAAUGCUUCAAGGAUUUCUUGGCCGACAGGUAUUCGUUCCUCGACAACUAUUCCAGGUUCCUCAACCGCAACGAACCCCUUCCUUCCUGGUCCUCCUCCGAUGUCGAAGAGUUCAUUGCUUCUGAUCCCGUCCAUGGCCCCACUCUGAAGGCUGCAAAAGAAACAUCAAAAUAUGGUCUUGCAGGAAGUGUUAUUGGAGCAGUUUCAACCGCGGGAGUUACCUGGAAGUAUUCAAGGAGUUUGCAUGGUACUGCAUUGUCCUUCAUAGGUGGAGGUAUCUUCGGUUAUACGAUUGGAGCAGAAAUCGCAAAUCAUGCAUUCCAACUCUACAAAUUGGACACCGUGGCUGCGCAAGUUAAGUUCUUCGAGUGGUGGGAAAACAAACGCAAGAGCGAGGGUCAGUCUUAAACUUCACCUGCUCUCGAAUGUGAUGAAAUAACUUCCUGUCCUUGUUUCUACAAUAAAAUUCCAAAGUGACCUGUGCUGAACUGUUAUAGUUAAAUCUGCAUUGCCUUCUGCUUUAUGGUAGAUUUUUCUAUUUUUGAGUUUUGGAGGAGUUUUCCUGUCUUUUCCUUCCAUAAAUAAAACUAGGAGAUUGCAAUCUUUUAUGUGAAAACUUGUAACAAUUGGUUGGCAUUACAUUGCUCUCUGAAGAAGUCCGCCAAUCCGUUCGUCAUAUCUCAUUCUGCUGUUCAGACAAAAAAAAAAAAAAAAAAGAAAAAAAGAAAAAAAGGAAGACACCUCACUUGGAAUCAUUUGAGUGCCAUAUAAGCUUUUGGUAUUGGAAUCUGGAUUUUAGAUGA